This is a messenger RNA of Saprolegnia diclina VS20, 961 nucleotides long. RefSeq lists its product as hypothetical. NCBI's taxonomy places the organism in Eukaryota, Oomycota, Saprolegniomycetes, Saprolegniales, Saprolegniaceae. Bases 245 to 961 code for a protein of 238 amino acids. The record is from RefSeq and is a predicted model, not a curated record. The transcript is spliced from 2 exons.
GCAUUGAUGCACUCCCUUGGGCCUUAGAGUGACGCUAGCUGAGCCCAUUCGAAAUGUUCGCGGUCCUCUCGAGCGCGGACUGAGAUCCAUCGUCCAAGAUCUGUGUUCUGAUUUGCAUGCGUCUCUCCAUGCCGACAGCUACGCUGCCGACACGUGCAUCUUGACGCUUGCCUUGUCGGGCGAGCCUUCUUGGUCAAAGACACGUGAAAGCACCGGCGGUUGGCUACUGCUUGCGGCGCGAAAAAUGUGCAUUCGCACCUUGGUCGCACUGGACAGGGCGAGAUUGCCUGUCAGAAUUCCGAUGGGCGUUGGGAAAGCUGCAGUUCGAAAGAUGCGAGUGUACCUCACAGUGCUGCUGGCAGCAUCCGCCGUGCGCGGGAACGACAACGUCACGACGACAGCGCCACCGCCGAGCACGACGCCGCCAUCGGUCAUUACGUUUCCCCCGCGCACGACGCUGCCGCCCGCAGUCGUAUCUUGGCCGCCACCGUCGCCGAGCGCAAUACCGUUCGAGACACCAUUGUCACCGACGACGAGCCCAGACAGCGUAGAGGGCAUGCCAACCAUCGUUGUCGUCUCCACGGAGCGUCCAUCCAAGCAAAGCAGACCCAACUCCACCUCGUCCUCCUCAUUGUCGUCGGGAGGCCAGUCGCACAAGACGCUGUACGUACUGCUGGGCUUUGGCCUCGCCGUGUUUGUACUUGGUAUGCUUUUCGUGCUCAUUUGCUCGCUCUACAAGAAGAAGAUGAAGAUUCUGCGCCUCCGAGCGCUCCAGCACGCGUCAAACUCGCGUCAGGAAGCGAGCGACGCCACCGAGUUUGCACGCAUGCCAAGCCCGAAAGCCAAGCGCGUGUCGUUCGAAGUCCGAAGCACGCUCUCGUCCGAGCCCCGGUCGUCAGUCAACCCAGGAAAUAGGCUGCCACCAUUGACUGCCGAAAGUGCGACUCAUCAUCAUUUGUAA